Grosmannia clavigera kw1407 is the source of this 2781-nucleotide messenger RNA. Its product is annotated as ubiquitin c-terminal hydrolase. Gene Ontology annotation, molecular function: cysteine-type endopeptidase activity; cysteine-type deubiquitinase activity. The coding region runs from base 1 to 2781 and encodes 926 amino acids. The transcript has 5 exons. Gene Ontology annotation, biological process: protein deubiquitination. Lineage: Eukaryota; Fungi; Ascomycota; Sordariomycetes; Ophiostomatales; Ophiostomataceae. The record is from RefSeq and is a predicted model, not a curated record. Gene Ontology annotation, cellular component: cytosol; nucleus.
AUGAUGAGCAACGGUCAUCUGCCGGCUGGGCGAGCUGCUCAAGGUGGAGGAGCAGUCGGCGCAAACGCUGUUGAUGCUCCGGUCCAUGACGACCGGGGUGGAGGCGGACCGGGUGGAGGAAUGGGUCCCGGCGGCGGCGGUGGUGGCGGUGCUCGCAAUGGCGGCGGACGGCGUGGACGGCAGUACGGCUCGCAUUACCAGAACCCCCGGCACAACCAGAACGGGUUUCACAACCAGAACAACCACCACAACCAGUACGGCCACCAGCUCGGGCAGCAACUGGGACAGCAGCUUGGACAGCCAAUGUACUCCAGCUACAUGGGUCCCUAUGUCAACAAUCCUUACGCCUAUGCCCCAAUCCCGCCGCAAUAUGCACAGAAUGGCGCAAUGCCAAACGGUUUUGUGCCCUUCCAGCAUGCCUAUGGCCGACCGAUGGCCGGAGGACCCGCCCAAUAUGCACCUCUGAUUCCGCCCGGUGCCUUGCCGAUGCCCCAGACGGCUGCUGUGCACCAACCGCCGCAUCCGUCUCUUCCUCCGCACCCGCAGCAUCUCCAGCACUCCCAGCAUCCACAACACCCAGUCCAACACCACAUACCACCACCGCCACAUCUAGAUGGUGUCCCUCAAGCACCUAAGGUGGCCAUCGACACUACAGCCGUGGGCUCUGAAGCAGCUUUUGCAGCUACGAUGGGCAUCGCUGCCGUCAUCGUGCCCACCGCAGCGUUUCGGCCCCCUCUUCCUUGGUUGUCCAGACCUGAUGUCCCAUUCCCUGCUAAGAGCCCAAAGCUGCGCAGGAGAAGGAAAACAAUGGGAGAUAACGUGGAGCUCCCACAGAACUCUUCCGAUACUACUGCAACGACGGUGGCUUCAACCCUGGAAGAGUCUGGCACGACAGAGCCCAUCACGCGGACGGAGACGCCUUCCACACAGGACAUUCCAUUUGAGGACGCGCCUUCCACCUCGCCGACAACGCCGAGCUCUGUUCAGCCCGCUGGACAGGUGCUUUCAUCUGUGACCCCAACGCCAACAAAGUCAACCAUUGUGAACCCGAAGUCCACCGGCAGCACAACGCGUACGGCUGUUCCUAUAAUCCCUGCCAUUCCUAUGCGGUCACCAUCCGAUAAGGCUUCCGCCACAGAAACAACGGAAGUUGCUAUGGCGGUACCUGUGUCGUCGGCUGAAAAUGGACAGAAGGCCAGCACUUCUGAGGAGCAAUUGGAAUCGGUGAAACCGUCUGCGGAACCUACCACAACCACUCCCUCGGUGCCACAGGGACCGAAACUUUGGUCGGGCUUGUUCAACAGAGCAGCGGCCGCGGCCGCAGCCAGCGCACAGGCUGUAUCGAACGACUCAGCUGCUGGGGGUGACCAAGCCGCAAAUGGCGCCAAUAGCACCGGCGCAUUCUCCAAGGCCAAGGCGAACUCUUUGGCAGAGGCUCUAGUCGCGUACCGCGUUGAUACCUCGAGCAGCGUAGCAUUUAUUGAACCGCGUGGCCUGAUCAACACUGGAAACAUGUGUUACAUGAAUUCGGUUCUUCAAGUGCUUAUUUUUUGUACCCCGUUUUACGAUUUUCUGGACCAAAACGACGAUUUGGAACGUUAUGGUGAUGCGUUUACUCCCGAGUUUGUGUACGAGGCGAUCAAGCAACUAUCUCGCUUCGAGAGCAUGAGACGUGGCCACCAGCAGGAUGCAGAGGAAUUCCUUGGCUUUCUACUGGAGUGUCUGAACGAGGAGUGCACAAAAGUGGUACAGGAUUCGUCUCGUGCUACAAACCCUUCAUCGACACAAGUGACGACACCGACUGCCUCUGUCACGUCUGAAAUCCCUGACCUUUCUGGCGGCGACGGUUGGCUCGAGGUUGGCCCGCGCCAACGUGCAGCCAUCACUCGCUCCUCGGGCCACACGUCUAGCUCACCAGUCAAUAGCAUAUUUAGUGGCAAACUGCGGUCCGAGUUACGUGUGCCUGGACUGAAAGACUCCGUGACCCUGGAGCCAUACCAGUCUCUGCAGCUUGACAUCGACUCACCCCAGGUACGAAACAUCUUGGAUGCCCUGCGUGGCCUCACAAAGCCUGAAGUUCUAAAUGGCGACUUUGGCUCUCCGCAUGGCAAAGAUGUGUCUGUGACGAAGCAGGUGUUUAUUGAGACUCUCCCACCGGUUCUCAUUCUUCACCUGAAGCGGUUCCAAUUUGACUGGCAGGGCAAUGGGACUGUGAAAAUCUGGAAGAAGAUUGGCUAUCCUCUGGAGCUGGAAAUUCCACGCGAGAUCUUUGGCCGCCAGAAACGCAACAAGCUUCUCACGGAACGUCUUCCCAAGUACCGGUUGAAUGCGGUGGUGUACCACCACGGGAAACAAGCUAGCGGUGGCCAUUACACUGUCGACGUGCUCCGUGAGGAUGGACGUGAGUGGAUUCGUCUCGACGACACUGUGAUUCGUCGCAUUCGCAGCGAGGAUGUGGCCGAGUCGGGUGCUGAAGAGGCAGUUUCCGGACGCACGGAAUCGAAUGUGGUGAACGGCAAUGGCACGAAGAACGAGGCGGCCUCCUCUGUGGUGGGCAACGGCGUGGGGUCUGCGAACCGAUUCGCUGGGAUGGGAGAUGAAGACGCUGGUGACAACGAAAAUGGCUGGCGGCAGGUGACGGCACCUGUGAACGGUGCCAACAAAAAAUGGAGCAGCGUGGCCAACGGCUCUUCGAGCCCGGUCAACCAGGCCAAGCAACACAAGGACAGCAUCAAAGACAAUAAGGUUGCGUAUCUGCUGUUUUAUCAGCGCGUGAACUAG